Molecule: messenger RNA, 2590 nt
Organism: Podarcis raffonei (Aeolian wall lizard)
Lineage: Eukaryota; Metazoa; Chordata; Lepidosauria; Squamata; Lacertidae
Gene: TSKU
Product: tsukushi, small leucine rich proteoglycan
Exons: 2
Coding region: 1408-2469 (353 amino acids)
Molecular function (GO): protein binding
Source: RefSeq, a predicted model, not a curated record
AAAUCCACCCGCUCUCAUCAGGGAGCCCACGGGAGAAAUGUGUCCAUUAUGGUCGCCGCUUUCAGAGAAACAAAAACUUUGGCAUAGAACCAUAGAUUUGGAAGGGGUUCCGAGGGUCAUCUAGUCCAACCCCCUACUGUUAAGUUGUGGGUGAACAUAUCAGACGACACGGCGAUUCUUCAAACAGCUCUUGUUUAUUCAUAGGCCAGAACAGAACUGAACUGAAGGGUUCAGCCAGCCUGCUUAUAUAGAGCUCCAGUACAACGUUACUGUAACAACUUUCUAAAACUAUCCAAUCACUGAACGUCACUUUCAAUCCCUUAUUUGCAUAACUAUCUACAGUAUCCCCCUGCUGGCCCAGGGUGAGAACUUCAGUACAUAACACCUACAAUGCAGGAAUGUUUGGCCCACAACCCUGAGAUUAAGAGUGAGUCGUGCUUUGCUGACUGAGCUAUCCCAGCUGAAUCACCGUGGUAAAAGCAUGAGACUCUUAAUUUCAGGGUUGUGGGGUGUAAAACCACGGCAAACGGCACUUAAGCCAAUUCUGAGAUAUGUUUCAGAAACUUGGAGGAAGUUGAAUCCAGAUGGCAGCUUGAGAUGAACUCAGGAGAGAGGCACCCGACCAAACGAUAGCAGAACCAGGGCAGAGAUGCACCCAGCCCUGUUUACAAAGCUUGUUUAAAUAAAGGAGUGUAGCACGGCGCGAGCACACGUAUUUUCUCAGUGCGUGACACCAGCGCAUAGGAGCGUGCUAGACUUUGGCAAGAAGGGCGCACGCCAAAUUAAUAUUCCACCUUUCCCCCAGAACCUGGGACUCAAGGUGGCUCACAGAAAUUGAAACCAACCCCGAUAAAAUGCAGAAAGCUAAAAACGUAUAAAAGAUAAUAGUUGAAAAAAGUUCGAUCAACAGAACUGGCACUACUGUUACGCCACAUAAUUCCCGUUCCGAGUUUAUAGGAACUUGUUAACUUUGGAGCUACCUGCCUAUUGAGAUCAAUCACGUGCUUUCACUGUACUCUUUUCGGUGCCUACCAGAAACCUUUUUUGCUUUGACAAGCCUACCUAGAUGCAUAGGAAGUUGGAGGUAAUAUUAGUCGGUUUUAGUAUUUUAACUUUUGUAUGUUUUAAGUCGGGUUAUGAAUUUUUCUCGUUUUUAUUCUAUCUUUGAGGGUGGUGGUUGUUUUCAAUCAAGCGGUGUAUAGAUCUCACGAAAUAAAUAAAAAACUACUUAAACAUUUGGAACAAAAAGCAGAUUUUGCCAGAAAAUGCAGGCGGUGGUUGCCUGGGCACUCAGGUGAAAAUUAUGGCAAGCAGUGGAUAUGUGGGAGUCCGGACAAAGUCUGGAAACCAAACGCCAUCUAGAAACCAGAUCACUUCAUUUUCAACUUCCAAAUCUGGAUUCCAGCAAUGCCUUUCUUAAUCUGGUUCAACCUGCUGCUGCUCUCCCCGAAUGUUGGCGCUUCGAAGACUUGCUUCCCAGGGUGCCACUGUGAAGUGGAGAGCUUUGGUCUCUUCGACAGCUUCAGCCUAACCAAGGUGGACUGCAGUGGGAUCGGGCCCCAUAUCGCGCCUGUCCCCAUUCCUCUGGACACGACCUACUUGGAUUUAUCGUCAAACAACCUGGACUCCAUCAACGAGUCCAUGUUGACCGGCCCCGGAUAUACCACGCUGGUUAGUUUGGACUUGAGCUACAAUAAGAUCUCCAGGAUCUUUCCCAGCACUUUCUCCAGACUCCGCUAUCUGGAAUCUUUAGAUCUGAGUCACAACUCUUUGGUGGCCCUUCCGGACGAAUGCUUCUCAGGGUCGCUUUUGGGGGAUGUCGACCUCAGCAACAACUUCAUCCUGGACAUCACCACCAACAUCUUUGCAUCCAAAGGUCAAGGAAAGCCUAUCAACGUGGACCUCUCCAACAACUUGAUCAGUCUCGUCUCGAGACACCAGGGCAAAGCCAUUCCCAACAUCCAAAGCUUAAACCUGUCCGGAAACAGGUUGAAGAGGAUCCCCGACCUUCAAGGAAUCCCUCUCCGGUUCCUCAACCUUGACGGGAACCCAGUGGCGGCCAUUGAGAAAGGGGCUUUUCAGGGGCUGAAGGAUUUGAUCCACCUGUCUCUCAGUGGGAUUCCCGACCUGGCGGAGAUUUCGCCCUACGCCUUCCAAGACCUGCCAGCUCUCCAAGCGCUUGAUUUGUCCAACAACCCCAACGUCAAAUCCUUGAACGCGGAGGUUUUCUACAGCCUCAACUUUUUGCAGGAGCUCAACCUGUCUGGCACAGGGGUGGCGAACUCCGUAUCGAAAACGAUGCUGAAAUUUCUGCCUUCCAUCAAAAGCAUCACCCUCGGGCAGGAUGUCAAGUGCAUUAAGACGAUCCGGGAAGGCCAGUACCACAGACAGACCGGGCUGACCAAGAAAGAGAUUCUAAGUUGUCACGACAGCCAUGGGUCAGUAGCAGCAGCGCCCUAUGCUUUGUGACAAGGGUCAAGGAGUUUGUGUGGAUGCCUGGACUUCAAUAAGCCUCAAAUGUGCCUUCUGUAAAAACUGUUAAUUUAUAUAUUUUGUAUAAUUCAAUACUUGAUUACAAUGACUGAUUGGA